AUGCCUGUGGAGGAGUUUGUGGCUGGCUGGAUCUCUGGAGCUCUGGGCUUGGUCCUAGGACACCCCUUUGACACUGUAAAGGUGCGGCUGCAGACCCAGACCACGUACCAGGGCAUAGUCGAUUGCAUGGUCAAGAUUUACCGCCAUGAGUCGCUCCUGGGCUUCUUCAAGGGCAUGAGCUUCCCCAUCAUGAGCAUAGCUGUGGUCAGCUCCGUCCAGUUUGGGGUCUAUAGCAAUGCCCUGAUGGUGCUUACAGCGACCUCCCACCAGGAGCGGUGGGCUCAGCCUCCCAGCUACGCACAUGUCUUCAUUGCCGGCUGCGCCGGGGGGUUCCUGCAGACCUACUGCCUGGCCCCAUUUGACCUCAUCAAAGUCCGGCUACAAAACCAGACAGAGCCAAGGGCCCAGUCCGGGAGCCCCCCAGCCCGGUACCGGGGGCCCGUGCACUGCGCGGCCUCCAUCUUCCAGGAGGAGGGGCCCCGGGGGCUGUUCCGAGGAGCCUGGGCCCUGAUGCUGAGGGACACCCCCACAAUGGGAAUCUACUUUGUCACCUAUGAAGGGCUGUGCCGCCAGUACACGCCAGAUGGCCAGAAUCCCAGCUCAGCCACAGUGCUGGUGGCAGGGGGGGUUGCCGGAAUCACCUCCUGGGUCGCAGCCACACCCUUAGACGUGAUCAAGUCCCGGAUGCAGAUGGACGGGCUGAGGCGGAGGGUGUACCAGGGGGUGCUGGACUGCAUGGCCAGCAGUGUCCGGCAGGAGGGACUGGGGGUCUUCUUCCGGGGGGUUACCAUCAACAGUGCCCGUGCCUUCCCUGUCAAUGCUGUCACCUUCCUCAGCUACGAGUAUCUCCUCCGCUGGUGGGGAUGAGCCCAGCCUGGCAGGGCCAGCAGCUCCCCCGCAGAACCAAGUUAAAAUCAGCCAGCUUGCAAUUCAAAUACAAGAGGCUCAGCACCUCCCAAGUGCCCAGACCAGGGCUGGGGAGAUGACAGUGACAGUGGGGAGCAGGAAGCCCGAGGUCCCGGCUCAGCCUCCCAGCAGAGCCCGCCUGACUCCUCUUUUUCCCAAGACUGUGAGCAGGGAGCACAAGGCACAAGGGGACUGGCCGGAGGCGUGGUGGCGUUCCAGCCCCCGCGCUGCGAGAUGCCACCUCUUAAACUCUCUCAGAGGCUCUGCUGGCUGCGUUGGUGCUACCCUCCCCCUGGAUUCCACACCCGCUGCCUCCCACCUUCCCUCCUUCCAAAUUUCUCCCACUCCCGAGACCAUGAUGUCAACUCCCUGUCCAGAAUCCUUCAGUGGCUCCCACCACCUUCAGGAAAAAGCCCAAACCCCUCCCCAAUCUGGGCACU
Messenger RNA from Galeopterus variegatus (Sunda flying lemur), 1346 nucleotides. It is a transcript of the gene SLC25A45, whose product is annotated as solute carrier family 25, member 45. The record is from RefSeq and is a predicted model, not a curated record. Gene Ontology annotation, cellular component: mitochondrion. Lineage: Eukaryota; Metazoa; Chordata; Mammalia; Dermoptera; Cynocephalidae. Gene Ontology annotation, biological process: transmembrane transport. Bases 1 to 867 code for a protein of 288 amino acids. The transcript is spliced from 6 exons. Gene Ontology annotation, molecular function: transmembrane transporter activity.